AAUGUCCCUUUCCCCCGACAAUGAGGAUGGAUGCUUUGUUGCCAUGGAUACAGAGGAUGAGGGCGCAGAGGGUGCUGCGUUGAGGGGCGAGGCGGAGGCGAAGAUGAGGUCCUGUGGUCAAGAAGCGAACAUGGACACCGGUGCCAAAGGGAAGGGGAGAACCAUGGUGGAGCUGCCAGAGGAAGUCCUUGAAUACAUUUUAUCCUUCCUCUCACCUUACCAGGAGCACAAGACCGCCGCACUGGUGUGCAAGCAGUGGUAUCGCCUAAUUAAAGGCGUCGCCUAUCAGUGUUACCAUGGUUUUUUGAGAGCGGUCCAGGAGGGAAAUAUCCAGUGGGAGAGCCGGACGUAUCCAUAUCCCGGGACCCCCAUCACUCAGCGCUUUUCACACAGUGCGUGCUACUACGACUCAAAUCAGUCCAUGUACGUUUUCGGGGGGUGCACCCAGAGUAGCUGCAAUGCUGCCUUUAAUGAUCUGUGGAGACUGGACCUAAACAGUAAAGAGUGGAUCCGCCCUUUAGCCUCAGGCUCCUAUCCGUCUCCAAAAGCUGGAGCGACUCUGGUGAUGCACAAGGAUCUGCUGGUGCUGUUUGGAGGCUGGACGCGUCCCAGCCCGUAUCCACUUCACCAACCAGAGAGGUUUUUUGACGAAAUCCACACCUAUUCACCCUCAAAAAACUGGUGGAACUGUAUAGUUACAACACAUGGACCUCCACCCAUGGCGGGCCACUCGUCGUCUGUGAUCGGGAACACCAUGAUAGUGUUCGGGGGAUCGUUGGGAGCGCGUCAGAUGAGCAAUGAAGUCUGGGUUCUGGAUCUGGAGCAGUGGUCCUGGUCCAAACCGGCAACAUCAUGUCCGUCACCUCACCCACGAGGAGGCCAGUCACAAAUUGUCAUUGAUGAAAAGACUUUGCUGAUAUUGGGUGGCUGUGGUGGUCCCAAUGCGCUUCUUAAAGACGCCUGGCUCCUCCACAUGGACGGCCCCGCGUGGAAGUGGCAGCAGCUGCAGGUGGAGAAUGAGGACCACGGGGCCCCGGAGUUGUGGUGCCACCCAGCUUGUAAAGUGGGCCAGUGUGUGGUGGUUUUCUCACAGGCUCCGUCCGGCCGCGCGCCUCUUAGUCCAAGUCUUAACUCGCGACCUUCCCCCAUAAGUGCCACUCCCGCCCCCUUGGGGCCGGAGCCGCCCUCCCUGCGGUCUCAGUCCCCGAUCCGGAGCGGGGCCGCCGGUGUCGUCCUGGGAGCCGCCGAGGAGGCGCCGUGUGUAAACGGCCGAUGGGGCACGCUGAGACCUCGGCCCUCAGCCAGAGGAAGUGCCAGAGACGGGAGCCCGUCCUCGUCUCAGCAGCCGUCUCCUUCGCAAGGCCCCGACAGCCCCCCUCUCCCUCCGCUUCCCUCCCUCAUAAAUGGCUCCUCCCCUUCUCCUCGGACCAGCCCGGCCCAGGGCUGCUCUCCUCCCUCCCGUCCUCAUCUGCCUGGUUCCACAGACUAUGGGUGGGACUCUCCUCCCUCUGCCGCUCCUCACCAAGAGCUCCCAAAUACCAAUGGCCUGCACACCCCCCCCUCAGGCUCCCCUCUCACGCCCCCAGGAGCGGUGUCCCCCGCUGCCCUACGACGAGGACUGGAGGCAGUGAAAAACAGAUCUUCCUCAUCUUUACCGUCGUCUUCCCUUCCAACACAGGGGGCUUCUCCUAUGGGCGGCAGCGGCGGGGGCGGAGGAGGAACCGGGCCCUCAGGAACCCCUCCGUCGUCCUCGUCCAGCCCCCCGCAGGCCGCCGUGCCCGACGGACACGCCAUCCCGCCGAUAGCGCGGCGCCUCGGCCACCACCCGCCCCAGAGCCUGAACGUGGGCAAGCCUCUGUACCACUCGCUGAACUGCAAGCCCAUGCAGAUGUACGUGCUGGACGUUUCCCGGGCCAAAUCCGCGGGGGUCGUGUCCUGGAAAGUUUACGGCAACGGGACCCCCGCAGCAGUCACGGGCCCGCCGGAGACCAGCCUUCACACCGUGGUGCAGGGCCGCGGGGAGCUCAUCAUUUUCGGGGGCCUCAUGGACAAGAAGCAGAAUGCGAAGUACUACCCUAAGACCAACGCUUUGUACUUUGUACGCGCUAAAAGGUAAUGCGUCUUCAGGCUGGACUGGGAAGACGGGACGCUGUCCUCCCCAACACCAUAAGGGAACUAACACACAAGGCCUUUUACCUGUAGGAAGGAUUAUAAGAAGAGAUCGAUGUUUCACUUGAAUUUCACUAUUGUCCCUUCUGCCUACUGAACAGGAAACACUUUAACUACACUUUGACAAAAUAUCUGCUCGAAUGAGAGUUGUCUGUGUGCGCGUAUGUUUAGAGAGGACCGGACAUUUUUACCGCCCCCCAGAAGGCGAACAACCUAGCAAAACGUUUAUUUGUGUGUGUGUGUGUGUGUGUGUCACCUCUUCUGAACUCUUAAGAGAGAAAAUGGAAGUAUUGAUGACUACCUUGCUUUUUCUAUCUCUCUAAAAAGCCUGCAAUGUUUACAUAGAAACGGCGUGAGUGUGUUUGUGUGCAUGAUGGUGGUGAAAAGUUGUUGACUAACGCGCGUCGGGGCGGCUACGCCGGCUGAGCGACGUGGCACUGUACUAUAAACAUAGUUGAACAAUAAAGGCCUCCAUGUCUGCUCUG
Messenger RNA from Fundulus heteroclitus (mummichog), 2654 nucleotides. It is a transcript of the gene fbxo42, whose product is annotated as F-box protein 42. The record is from RefSeq and is a predicted model, not a curated record. Lineage: Eukaryota; Metazoa; Chordata; Actinopteri; Cyprinodontiformes; Fundulidae. Gene Ontology annotation, molecular function: protein binding.